This is a messenger RNA of Trichophyton verrucosum HKI 0517, 270 nucleotides long. RefSeq lists its product as uncharacterized. Lineage: Eukaryota; Fungi; Ascomycota; Eurotiomycetes; Onygenales; Arthrodermataceae. The record is from RefSeq and is a predicted model, not a curated record. The annotation marks the transcript as partial. The transcript has a single exon.
ACGGGGCGAGGGUCCGCCUGUCUUACCUACCAACCUCACCUCUCUCAUCGUCCCCUCCUACCCCCCUUUUUUUCCCUUUUCUUUUCUUUUCAUCCUCCUCUUCCCCCACCACCACCACCACCACCAAGCAAGCAAGCAAUCCUGUCGCCUUUCACUCCUUCUUCCCUCCUCCUCCUCCUCCACAACCCGUCGAUGCAGCAGUGCUCAAAGACCGAACAACGAGCCCAAGCUGUCUGCUCCUCCUUCUCCGGCUCAUCAAACCUCGAAUAG